CUGCGGGCGCAUGGGCGUACCUGGCUGAGCAAUUCGAUCGCGAUACCGGAAACCUCACUAUAUACCAGUUUCGGUCCCUCACCUCCCUGAGAUAUCGCGACGGCGAGGACCUCAAGCUACACACUAAUACUUUCCAUCAGCUCUGGGUAAAGCUCCAGAAGAAAUGCUCAUCGUCAAAUUAGGCUGUCGCCAAAUCCAUGAAGCCUAUAUUCGAAUCCGACGACGUCAAGGGCUCUUUCUUCCUCUCGACGCUCCCCGAUACUCUGGACCACGUUAUCGAUAACUUCUCCACACGGGAUAUCACCAGGUUUUCCGCCAUGGAGCCCAAAAUACUCGAUAUCGCCGAUAAAUACACCCUCGAUACCGACACCUAUACAGCUUACUCAGCUCAAGCACCUUUCCGCCGCCCGCGUGGCUCCCCAGCUCCCCGCGGCGGCUCCCAAAGCUCCACCCAACGCACGCCAAACCCAAUUUGGUGUACUUGGUGUAAGAAACACAACUUCGACUAUACAGGACACGUCUUCCGCGAUUGCCACCUACUUCACGCCCAUAAACAGGGUCUACAGGGCGGCCAGGAGGAGGACAAGGAUACGAACAAGGGCAAGGAGAAACUCACAGACGACGUUCAACACGCAGUCAUGAACUUCGCUAUUACAGGCGACUCAUCCGACUCCGAUGGUGCCGUAGAGGUAACCGCCUUCUGAGAAAAGCUCACCUCCAAAUCCUAGCUCUGUAUAGAGCCCUGUAUAUAAGUCAAAAGCUUCACGAUUGGGAGGACUGUUGGAGAUCAAUCGCCAAGCUUCCUAAUUGGGCACUAGCGCCACUGGCGCCACAGAUUUUCUCAACUUCUCGAGCUCGAUAUACACUUAAUACAAUACACUCACCACCCACAUGAUGUAUUCCU
Molecule: messenger RNA, 904 nt
Organism: Trematosphaeria pertusa
Lineage: Eukaryota; Fungi; Ascomycota; Dothideomycetes; Pleosporales; Trematosphaeriaceae
Exons: 1
Coding region: 198-704 (168 amino acids)
Source: RefSeq, a predicted model, not a curated record